AUGUCAGCCUUUAGCACGCCAUGGCUCAACAGCCAGGAGAACAACUUCUUCAACGUCCUGAACAGAAGCAAGAGCGCCAAUGUCAUUCUUGCUGCCGAGACCGAAGAUUUCGAUGAGGAGACUCAGAAGAGAUGGGUUGAAGAAGGCUUCUUUGUCAAAUAUGUUCCCUUACUGAAAGGCGGAUGGGACUUCAUCCAUCGUCUGCAUGCCGUGGGUGACGCAUUUGGUGUCUCGGAGUACUAUGCUAUCGUAGCAUACGGGGACGCCGCCUCUCUAGCACUGGAAGGGCACACCAAGCCAAAUCAUCCUAAGCUAUGUGCAGUGGUGGCAUACUACCCGUCCCGGAUACCCUCGGUACACACUAAAUUCCCGGCAUCGAUACAGGUCCUGGUCCAUCUUGCCGGUACGAAGAUUGGCGUUCAAAAGCACCCUGAAGUCCUUGGAAUCCAAGGCAAAGCCAAGACCGUACAGAAACGAAUCGAUCCUGGUGUAGGCUAUGGUGAAUGGCUUCACUUAGCUUUCAAGGCUUACACCUACUCUGGCGUUCAACCCGGCUUCGCAGAAUCUGACCUGGAGGAGUACGAUCCUGUUGCAGAUGGGGUAGCCUUUACACGCUCGAUCGCCACGGUCAGAAAAGGCUUCCGGCUAGAGAACGACAUCGAGGCCGUCCGGGACACGCAGGCGACGUAUUUACACUCUGGCCAACAGGGACGAGCCAUGAAGCAGACAAGACCAUAUGCGCAUGUCAUACAUACCCCAACCCUGACAGGGGGUGUUGGUAUGGAAGACUUGACAGAUUUCUACGAGAACUUCUUCACGCCCAUACCGCAAGCUACGAACGUCUCACUGCGCCUUCUAUCACGAACGAUUGGCACAGGCCGGGUUUGCGAUGAGAUCUUUGUGGCUUUGACCCACACCGUUGAAAUCCCCUGGCUACUUCCCGGCGUACCGCCCACGAAUAAGCGGAUUGAGAUUGUUAUCGUAAGCAUAUUCCACGUGCGAGGCUCGAAGCUGGAAAGCGAGCACAUCUACUGGGAUCAGGCAAGUGUGCUUGUGCAAGCUGGCCUACUUGAUCCGAAGCUUGUGCCGGAUGCGAUGAAGAAGAAGGGUGUGGAGAAGUUGCCCGUGGUGGGUGCGGAGGGUGCAAGAGCGAUAAAAAGAGGGGGCUCGAGGCAAGUCAAUGCGUUGAUUCCUGAUUGGUGA
Molecule: messenger RNA, 1203 nt
Organism: Fulvia fulva
Lineage: Eukaryota; Fungi; Ascomycota; Dothideomycetes; Mycosphaerellales; Mycosphaerellaceae
Exons: 2
Coding region: 1-1203 (400 amino acids)
Biological process (GO): polyketide metabolic process
Source: RefSeq, a predicted model, not a curated record